This is a messenger RNA of Oryza sativa Japonica Group (Japanese rice), 1856 nucleotides long. RefSeq lists its product as uncharacterized. The record is from RefSeq and is a predicted model, not a curated record. NCBI's taxonomy places the organism in Eukaryota, Viridiplantae, Streptophyta, Magnoliopsida, Poales, Poaceae.
UCACCCCCGGCCUCCCCGUUCUCCGCGCCGAGGAAUAACGGAUAACAAACGCUUGGAUUGUCGCCUACCGCGACGCCGCGAACCAAUGGCCGCCUCCUCGCUCCUCCCCUCCACCACCACCUCCCCGCGCCGCCGCCUCCCCUUCCCCCCCACCCGCAAACCCCACUCCGCCGCCGCCGCCGCAGCCAAGCCCCCGACGACGCUGACCACCAAGCCACUCCGCCUCGCGCGCCCGCUCGCCUCCUCAUCCUCCUCCCCGCCUCCGCCGCCGCCGCCCGAGGAGGCCGAGCCGAAGGACCCCAUCGCGCUCGCCUUCGCCCGCGCCGCCGCCUACAAGAAGGAGAGGGACAGCCCCCCGCCCCCUCCGCCGCCGCCUACCCCUGCGCCGCCGCCGCAGCCCCCGGCGGCUACGGAGGAGGACUCGAGGUCCAGCAAGGAGUCCUUCGCGCGGGCGGUGGAGUACAGGAACGGCAACGGGGGAGGGCUGGGCAGCGGCGGCGGCUCCCCGCUGCUCGGGGCAUCGCCUAGAUUUGGUCAAAGUACAUUUUCUACUGAAGAUGGUGCAUUUGGUAAAUUCACAAAUAAGAAAGAAGAGUAUGAGUACGAUGAGACUGACUUUUUGGGCCUAGACUUUUUCGAGAAAAAGAGUUAUAAGGGGCCUCCACCAGGUUUAGCUCCAGCAGCUGAUCCUUUUCCAGAUAAAGAUUUUCCUGAAGUGGAGAUAAUAAUAGGGGACCCUAGUAAAUUUGGGAAGACUCAUCGUUCGACAGAGGUUCAACCAGCAGAUGAUAGUGAGCCUGAGGAAACCUCACGCUCAACAACAGAAGAAAAGAAGGAAGAAAACAAGCCUGAUGAAACACCACCUUCAACUGUUACUGAGCCAGAAGAGGAUGAAGACGAGUACAAACCGACAGUUAGAUCAUGGGGAAUGUUUCCACGGCCACAAAAUAUUUCUAAGGCGUAUGGUGGCGGAAGAAAUAUACGCCUUGGUGGAGAGACUCGAAGUGCUGAAGAGAAGGCAGCCAAGGAUAAACGUACCAAAGAGCUAAUAGCUGCAUAUAGGAAUAGUCAGAACAUGAUAGUUGAUGCAAAGACAAAGGCAGAGUGCACUGAGGCCUUGAAGGAAGGUGAUGAGCUGAUGAAUACUGGAAGACUUAAACAAGCAUUGCCUUAUUAUGAAAAAGUGAUGCAGGCUGUGGACUUCAAGACUGAACUUCAUGGAAUGGCUGCUUUGCAGUGGUCCAUCUGUCUAGAUUCACUCUGCAGGUCCAAGGAAGCCAUGAGCAUGUACAGCAAACUCAAAAAUCAUCCAAAUUCUGAAAUCAGUAAGAAAGCAAACAUGUUCAUGUUCAGCUUUCAGGCGAUGGACUUCAUGAAGGUGAACAGCUCCCCUUUGCCCCGUAACACGGGCUACGAGAAGUACUUCGACAAGUUUGGGGGCCAGAAGAACUACUACGCUGCCCUAGACGAACCUGAGAUGGGCAUCGAUCAGAUCAUCCCGUACAUGCUCUUCCUUGUUUCCCCAAUAUUCUUGGUUGCUUUUGUUGCUUUGAGAAAAUCCUUCCAGUUAUAAAAGUCAGGAAGCAUAUGCUUGAAUGCUUCAAUCUUUGCUCCACUGACGAAUUGAUUAGUAUGUUCCUCGAAACAAAAGGCUGAAGAAUUGAUAUUUGACUAGUAUGCAGAUAUAUUGACUUGAUUAGUAUGUAGAUAAAAAUCAAAACUUAUUUAAUAGUAUUGUCUUUUGGGCCGGCGUAAGCCAGCUGUUAGGCAGGCUAGUCUGAGAGCCUGUCUUCAGCUGGGCUAGGCCCAUGUCAAAGAUAAAACCGUUUACCAAAUUUCUAAAGUAUUUGGAGGUA